AAAUGGUUUCGUCCACCUAUAAAAUCUACUGACGACCGUGCGUGACCCAACCUUGCUACAACCACCAACCAGACGGCUUUGUUUCCACACGUUACGGUUCGCUCCGUCAUUUGGUUUUCAAAUCUAUGUACGGUAAAUUUCGCUAAAUGCUUUAAGCGUCCCGAUCAUCUUUCGCCUUAGUUUUGUUGUUUCCUCUUCUCCAAAAGGAAACCUCUUUGUGUGUCACGUUUUGUUUGUCCCUUACCCAUCUUGAAUUUGUUGAUUGGUUUCUCUUCCUUGUGUCUUGACUCUUUCGGUUGUUUUCUUUUUCUUGUUGGUUUCUUGUUUUUUUACUGUUUUGUACACAUUUUACAGUUUCGUGGGUUUUAACGUGCAUUGCAUUCUUGUUUUCUCCUUGACAACUCUCUGGACCUUUUAUUCACUCUUUUCUUUUUCUUUUCCAACACCAUGUCUUCCGAUGAUGCUGAUAUUAUUAUCGUAGGUGCCGGUAUUACCGGUUGCGCUUUGGCCGCUGCUUUGGGCCGUCAAGGCAGAAAGGUCCUCGUUCUCGAGCGUGACAUGUCAGAGCCCGAUCGAAUCGUCGGUGAGUUACUUCAACCCGGUGGUAUUGAAGCCCUUGAGAAGAUUGGCAUUGAGGAUUGUAUUCAAGGCAUUGACGGUCAAUUCACGUCUGGCUACCAGAUCUUCCAUAAGGAUAGUAGUGUCGCUGUUCCUUAUCCCAAAAAGUCGGAUGGCUCUUCCUAUCGUGGCAUUGGUUUCCAUUAUGGUCGGUUCGUCAUGAACUUGCGCAAGACUCUCAUGAAUACACCAAACGUUACCAUUGUCGAAGCCACCGUCAAUGAACUUCUUCGCGACGAUUCCGGUGAAAUUAUUCGCGGAGUUGCCGCCACAAGAAAGCCUGAUGCUUCUCUCUUAAGCUAUAAGGCUCCAUUGACCCUUGUUUGUGAUGGUUGCUUUUCCAAGUUCCGCAAGAGCUUUGUCGAUCAUCCCAUUCAAAUUACCGACCACUUCCUUGGUCUCGUCCUUACAAACCCAGGUUUCCCUGUCCCUGGUCGUGGUCAUGUCAUUCUUAGCGAUAUUGCUCCUAUGGUCAUCUACCCAAUUUCCCAUACCGAAGCUCGAAUCUUAAUCAACUAUCCUGGUAAAAAUCUUCCUUCUAGCGACGUCCUUAAACAAUACGUUUUAGAAAAGUGUGUCCCACGAAUGCCCGAGUCUCUUCGCCCUUCCCUAAAGGCUGCCGUCCAUAAUGAUAGACUUCGUUCUAUGCCCAACCAAUUCUUACCUCCUUCCAUCAAUCGCACCAAGGGUUUAAUUCUUGUCGGUGACUCUAAUAAUAUGCGUCAUCCUUUGACCGGUGGUGGUAUGACGGUCUGCUUUCACGAUGCUUAUUUGCUUUCUCGUUUCAUCGCUCCUAAUGUUGUUCCGGAUCUCUACGAUUAUGAUAAUGUAAUUUCGCAAACUAAUAAGCUUCAUUGGAAGCGUAAGGGUUAUAGCUUCGUCAUUAACGUCCUUUCCAUUGCCUUAUACAAACUUUUCGCUCCCAAAAACCGUUACAUGCAGGCUUUAAGAAACGGCUGCAUCGAAUAUUUCCUUCGCGGUGGAAGUUGCAUCGAAGGUCCUGUUCGUUUGCUUGGAGGUCUAGAUCAUAGUCCUUCUCAUUUACUCUUCCAUUUUUACGCCGUCUGCGCCUAUAGUAUUUAUCAAUAUAUCUUUGUUGGUGGUCCCUCCAUGCUUAUGCCCAUUCGAGCUCUGGAGUCUGUGCUCAUAUUUAUGCAAGCUUCACUAGUCAUUAUUCCUUAUAUCCUUAGUGAAAUGUCAUCUUAGGACUCGAUUGAAUCGACUUCUCUUUCAUUCUUUGGUUACUCCUUUUUAUAUUUAUCCGAAUGUUGUUUCAUAAUUAACGCGCCUGUAUAAUAAAUGUUUCCCGGACUCAAAUAUAUUUCUUAAUUGCUAUUUAACUUCUUAUUAUCAUCGUCAACCGCUUCAUUAUGAUUAAAACUUAUUUAUCUCAAACAACUCAAAGCAUUUCGGAGGCUUCAUCAUCAU
Schizosaccharomyces octosporus yFS286 is the source of this 2046-nucleotide messenger RNA. Its product is annotated as squalene monooxygenase Erg1. The transcript has a single exon. Bases 448 to 1824 code for a protein of 458 amino acids. Gene Ontology annotation, cellular component: endoplasmic reticulum; membrane. Gene Ontology annotation, molecular function: flavin adenine dinucleotide binding; squalene monooxygenase activity. The record is from RefSeq and is a predicted model, not a curated record. NCBI's taxonomy places the organism in Eukaryota, Fungi, Ascomycota, Schizosaccharomycetes, Schizosaccharomycetales, Schizosaccharomycetaceae. Gene Ontology annotation, biological process: ergosterol biosynthetic process.